Messenger RNA from Aspergillus steynii IBT 23096, 1971 nucleotides. Its product is annotated as Zn(II)2Cys6 transcription factor. Lineage: Eukaryota; Fungi; Ascomycota; Eurotiomycetes; Eurotiales; Aspergillaceae. The transcript is spliced from 4 exons. Bases 308 to 1822 code for a protein of 504 amino acids. Gene Ontology annotation, molecular function: DNA-binding transcription factor activity, RNA polymerase II-specific; transcription cis-regulatory region binding; zinc ion binding. The record is from RefSeq and is a predicted model, not a curated record. Gene Ontology annotation, biological process: positive regulation of transcription by RNA polymerase II. Gene Ontology annotation, cellular component: nucleus.
UAUCCCUCCGCCGGGUGUCCGUUGGUUGAUCUGCCUACAGGCUAUAUAACUAACUGCUAUCUAAGAGAUAGAACGAUGGACAACCGUUUGCAUGGAUCGAUGCCUGGCUGCUAAGGCAGCAGAUCUUAUCAGACGCAGACGAGAUCUGAUAGGCCCGGUCAAUCCACGCAUUUUCCCCGCAACAUCCAUUCUGUUCCCCUACCUACGUCUUCUCCCGCUUCAAUCCACGUUCCCUUGAUCUUCUCUCUUCAAAUUUCAUACUUAUUUCCACCAGAUGCAUUCUUGCCUUCCGCCAUAGCAGACAGGAAUGUCGACCCCCCGCCAACGCUCCCACCACAGCUGCUGGACCUGCAAGGCGCGACGCCGCAAAUGUGACCGCGGCCGCCCCGCCUGUCGCGUGUGCAGUGACCGCGGCAUUCUGUGCGAGGGAUACGAGGUGCGCUUGCGGUGGGGGUCGGGGAUUGCGUCGCGCGGGAGGUUCACGGGGGCCGGGGAGCCGGUGGUCGCGUCCGUGCCAGUGCGGGUGAAGGGGAGACGGAGGGAUUUGACGAGGGAGGGGAUAGGCCUCGGUUUACAUGUUGAAGGUGAGAUUAAAUCGUCAAUGGUAUUGCCAAUGGGUCAAGAGUAUCGACUCGGCGACAGUCCCUCGGAGUCUUCGGGCAGAUCUCCAGAGUCAUGCUCUGGGCGAAGCACGGAGGGGGAGAGGUUGUUUCAAGAAUUCCUCUCGUUUGGGAUUCACAUUCUACACUCUACGACGGUCCACGACGAGGGGAAUCUCCUCGCCCCGCGACUGCCCGAGCUCUGUCGGCAGUCUGAAGCUUUGUAUGCGAUCUGCCUGGCCCUGCAAGCGUCGAUCUCUGAAUCGAAUCCUCGGUUUCUCGAAUAUUUCGACGCGGCCCUCAACCAGUUUCGGACCGAGUUAGCCCGCAGCAUGGAGCGGCUCUCGGACGGAACCUUCACUGCUGGUUUGUUACUAUGCAGCAUUGGGCUUGUGCACGGAUUACCAUGGACAAUGCACCUCCACGGCAUCCACACCAUCCUCCAACACCAAGGCCUCGACACCCAGUACCGCCAACAAUCUCCCUUCCGCUCUCAUCUGCACGAAGUAAUGGGUGUCAUGGACCUUCCCUCAUUCGCCAUCGGUCGCCAAAACCCUCCCCUGGGCUUUUGGCGCCGAUACUGCCGCAAUCGCGGCGGGAUCGACGACGUAGAAGUCGUUAGCGGCCUGCCGAGGUCCUUGCUGGACAUCUUCUCCUGCGUCGGCGAGGGCGGCGCCACGGAAGAAGAUUUCUGGGAUUGGCCAGGGAGUCAGGGGAGUUUCCUGCAGUGUCAGCUGUGGGAGGCGUAUCGGUUGGCGGGGAUGCUUACGGUGAGAUAUGCUCAGUUGCACGGGCUGUCUGGUCAAGCGAUAGGGUCUAGAUCUCGAUCUCGAUCUCUAUCUACAUCUAAAUCUCAAUCUCGAGCACGGGAGCGGGAACGAGAACGAACUCUCCCAUCGACGAAAGUCCUCGUAUUGCGGAUCCUCAGCUGUCUAGAUGCUAUUGCGCGGGGCUCGAUCGAGCCAGACGGGAAAGACUCGCUGGUCCUGAACGCCAUUCACUAUCCUAUUUUCGUGACGGGAUUGCAGACUGGUAUUUUGGAUGAAGAUCCAGGCUUGAAACAGGUUCUGCGAGGCUGUGUCGCUCUUCGUCGAUCCCGGGCUGAGGUGGGCAGAGAUGGGCAGGUGUUGAUGGAUCUACUGGAGGAGUGGUGGCAAUCUGAUCGUGAGACCAGCGUGCAUCAACUUGCUCAGUCGAGGGCCUUGGAGCUGGGGUUACUCUGAUGGGUCUAGGCUACUCGUUUAGUCUAAGGGGUGUGUUCCUUUGGGAAUACAUGGUGUACUGGUACCUGGUAGUUGGUUGUUAGAUAUGUUUGGAUUGCAGACUCGUCAGAGUUCUAUGUUAAUUUAUACAGUGUCUUCAAAGACAAGAG